Phragmites australis (common reed) is the source of this 900-nucleotide messenger RNA. RefSeq lists its product as uncharacterized. The record is from RefSeq and is a predicted model, not a curated record. The coding region runs from base 1 to 900 and encodes 299 amino acids. The transcript has a single exon. Lineage: Eukaryota; Viridiplantae; Streptophyta; Magnoliopsida; Poales; Poaceae.
AUGCUCUGCGCCGGCCAUCAGCAGCCCAUGCUCUGCACCGGCCAUCUCUCCCUGAUCUCCACCGAGCAAGCCAAAACCGAAUUCCCCUCCUCCUCUCCUUGCUUCACCUGCAAGCAAUCGCACCUCCAUACAUACACCACACAGCAGCACACCAUCGGCGUUCUCCUCUCCCUGCAAGCACACGGAGCUCUCCUCCUCUUCCCCACACAGGCACAAGCAUACAUACACACCUGCAGGAGCUCAAACACACACAUGCAUACAAGCACAGCAGCAGCACCGCGACGCCGCAUCCACACAUCCUCCCACUGUCGCGCCGAGCUGCCCUGCGCCGCCGUGCUCCCCGUUGCCGCGCUCGCUGCCGACGUGUGCACCGCGCCCUGCGCACCUCCGCGCUGCUGCUCCUCCAUGCCGUCGCGCCGCCGACCUGCUGGCCCAGCCGCAGCCCCGCUCGCGCGCUGCCCUGGCCGAGCCCGGCCGGCUAUCUCCUGCGCCGCCUUCGUGUCGCCGUACCGCGCCCAUCGUCGCUCGCACCGUCGCCGUGGCGCCGUCCCGCGUCGCCGCUCGGUCGCACCCCUCUACAUCGUCCCGUGCCGUUUCCCAUCGCCGACAGCCCACGGUGAGCCUCCCCCUCUGCUCCUUCUUCCGCGCUGCCGCCCGACCCGCACCACGUCGAGCCAUCGUGCGCGUGUCCCCGUGCUGUCGCCGGCCGAGCCGCGCGUGCCGCGCCAUCUCUCUGCUGCGCCGCACCGCUGGCCGCCGCGUCACGCCGUCUGCACGCCGCGCUCCACCGCGCCGCGCUGCGCACAGCCCCCGCCCGCGUGCGCCGUGCCGCCUCCUGCCUCGCCAACCCGCGCCUCCCGCCGCGCCGCGCAUCCCGUCGCGCUACCGAACCUCCACUGA